GAUGUCAUAUUAUUCUUGUAACACAAAUAACUAUCAGAAACUUGUUAUUUUUAAAGCUUCAGACAAUACACAUACUGGUAACCCUCUGAUGAUGCAGCGUCGGGGGCAACAGCCGCUACAACUGUGUGUGUCCUCUUGAUCGUCGUUGGUACUGCAACAGCUGGUGGGGUUCUGGAUGAGGAAUAAAGCUAACUUUAGCAUAGAGGUACAAAUUUGUGGCCGAUACUACCGGUGGAGGGGGUCUGACCAUGCUAAGGAACAAUCAGAUCAACGGCCAGUUCUUGAGCAAUGUAGAUAACCCUCAUUCCGGAAACUACAGCCAUGACCCCAACUACACUGACGACAAUGAACAAGACCCGAUCCAGCAUUAUGAUCCUAACUACGACGACAUAAAUUCAACAUAUGCGUGUGUUAAGAAGAAGGGAAAGAGUCAAUCAACUGAGCCUACCACACCCAGGACUAACAGUAAGGACACCAGCCAACCUCUUGACCCUUACUACUCGGAUAUCAAGGAACCCACUAUAAGCCCCGAGUAUGAAAACAACCACACUAACGACACAGAACACGACAAGAGUCACAAUUAUGAUCCCAACUACACUGAUGUCAACGACCAUGAGGCUAGCAAGCCACCUGACCCCGACUACUCUGACGUCAACCAGCCCUCGAGCCUCAAUUAUGACCCCAACUACACUGAUGUCAAGGAAGAAGAAAACAGUCAACCAGAUGACCCCACCUACGCACAUGUCAAGAAACGGAACAUGAUACAUCCAGACCAUUCUACUGAUGCUCAAGUCGAAACCGAGGACACGAUAAAACCCGACGAUGUCUACUAUGAUGAAGUUCCGAAACAGGAGGCAAGCCUGGCGGUUGAUACAACGUAUCUACAGGUGAACAAACAGGAGAUGAAGCCUAGAAAGUGGCAUCACUUUCAGUUCCAAAGACAAGCAGAAUCCUGCCGCAACACAUAACCCCAACUAUGUUCAGAGAAAAGAAGAUGCGACUGAGGUAGGCGGAUUCUACAAUCACCUCCAUGACAUACACCAACAUGUUGACCCCAACUAUGAUCACAUCGAAAGCAGCACGAGACAGGCAGCUGACCCCACCUUUCAACAAGUCAGGGGACAUAAUGAUCUCAGUUAUCCUAAUGUCAAAAGAGAGAAUACGAUUCAGAAAGAACAUAUGAACUACGAUCAUAUCAAACAACAGACCUAGGCAAGUCAGAUAAACUCUCCCACGUUCAUGUAAAGAAAAAAAGACAAUCCAAUUAGAGGACAAUUAUGAUCACCUGGUAAGUUGAUCAGGUGUCUUGGUAAAACUGAAAUCGGUUCCUUGACUGUGUCGCUACAAUCACUGCUCGUCUUUUUUUUUUUUUUUUUGCUGUCUUUAAGAUAGGCAUGAAAAUAAUUUAUCUUAAUUUUAAAUAAAUAAUUAUUUGUAUGUGAACUAUAAAUAGCUCUCUCGUCAAUAUACAAGUUAAAGGACGUUUGAUAUGUUUGGCAUCAACAUAUUAUGAAAAUGAUCACUUUGUCCUUAUCUAGCAAGGACCUUUUUGUCACUUUGUACAACUGUCUUCUUGUUAGAGUUGAGAUGUAUCGACGACAAAAGAAUUAUUUCCGAUAAUUGUGUUAAAAAUGUAAUUGUUAAUUAGUCAAAACUUUACUUGCAACUUUGAAACAACCAAAAUACUCAGCUCUGUUGUAAUGAGUAAUAUGUGUCAUGCUAUAUAUUUCUACAUAUAACAUUUUGGUUGUCUUAUUAGUUUUUGGGGAAGGCAAUUGAACAUUGUGAGUAGUCAUUGUUAAAAUUUAAAAAAAAAACAUAGUUGCGCCUGUUGCAACCUUAGCUGAGCUUAAACAUCAAUUCCCAACUUUUUGGAAAGAAGAGGAAGAAUGACUUGGAUCACAAAAAAAAAAUAUGCAUUGAUUUCCUGUUUAACAUAGCAAAUAAGCAGAAGUUUCAUGUAAAAGAAAUAAAAUCUUUAUUGUCACUA
This is a messenger RNA of Pomacea canaliculata, 1990 nucleotides long. RefSeq lists its product as uncharacterized. The transcript is spliced from 2 exons. NCBI's taxonomy places the organism in Eukaryota, Metazoa, Mollusca, Gastropoda, Architaenioglossa, Ampullariidae. The record is from RefSeq and is a predicted model, not a curated record. The coding region runs from base 249 to 968 and encodes 239 amino acids.